UAUUGUGAUGCUGUAUUUUAUAGUGUUUUCCAGGCUACACUUAUAUAAUCCCUAUAAUUUGAUUUAGGUUUCAAGAAACAGGAAAUGGAUUCUGGAAACCAAAGCACAGUUAAGAUGUUUUUCCUCAGUGGGUUUUCUCAGUCUUUGGAAUUGCAGGUGUGUUUCUUUGUACUGUUUUUGGUUUUGUACUUCAUAACAUUAUCUGGAAACAUUCUGAUUAUGGCCUCUGUCUACAUGGAUUCACGCUUGCACUCUCCAAUGUAUUUUUUACUGGGCAACUUGUCAGUUCUGGACAUUUUUUAUUCCACAGUAACAAUUCCUAAAAUGCUCAGCAAUGUCAUCACAAACAGCAAGGCUAUUACAUUCAACCAGUGCAUGUCACAGCUUUUCUUUCUUCACAUGUUUGGUGGCACAGAUUGCUUCUUACUGACUCUCAUGGCGUAUGAUCGUUAUGUGGCAAUUUGCAAUCCCCUAAGAUAUCACACAAUUAUGAACCACACAUUUUGCUGGGGAAUGGUGGCAUCUACAUGGCUAGCUGGUUUCUUGCAUUCGUUCACCCAAGCAUUUCUGACAUACCAACUACCUUUCUGUGGUCCCAAUACUAUCAACCAUUUUUUUUGUGAUGUUCAUCCGUUAGCUGUGCUGGCCUGUUCAGACACUUCCUUCAUUGAUAUGUUUAUAAUAGCCAACAGUGGGAUGAUAUCGCUUGUCUGUUUUGUGAUAUUGCUUAUGUCCUACAUUGGCAUCAUUAACACAGUCUUGAAGAUGAACUCAACAGAAAGGAGAUUCAAAGCUUUCUCUACAUGUGCUUCCCAUCUUAUGGUUGUCACAUUCUUCUUUGGACCAUGUAUUUAUAUUUAUUUGAGGCCUCCUAUAAAUUAUUCAGCAGACAAACUUAUUUCUGUGUUCUAUACUGUGCUGACUCCUUUACUCAACCCAAUUAUCUAUACAUUUAGGAACCAGGAAAUGAAGAGUGCACUUAAAAAAAUUCUACGGGAAACUGUAUUACGGGGUCUAAGAAAUAAAAACAGUAAUUAAAUAAUAUAUAGCCAACAGUGCCCAUUCUGGAGCAUCUAUUAUGAAGGAAUAAUAUUGUUUUAUUUUUAUACAGUUAAACAGUUUUUUA
Xenopus laevis (African clawed frog) is the source of this 1126-nucleotide messenger RNA. Its product is annotated as olfactory receptor 4Q2-like. The transcript has a single exon. NCBI's taxonomy places the organism in Eukaryota, Metazoa, Chordata, Amphibia, Anura, Pipidae. Bases 85 to 1038 code for a protein of 317 amino acids. The record is from RefSeq and is a predicted model, not a curated record.